Harpegnathos saltator (Jerdon's jumping ant) is the source of this 3094-nucleotide messenger RNA. RefSeq names its product ubiquitin conjugating enzyme 2 (gene Ubc2). The coding region runs from base 611 to 1171 and encodes 186 amino acids. The transcript has 6 exons. Lineage: Eukaryota; Metazoa; Arthropoda; Insecta; Hymenoptera; Formicidae. The record is from RefSeq and is a predicted model, not a curated record.
CUUUGCGCGCCGCGUCCGCCUCGAAAUGCCGCGCACGAGGAAAACAACGCAACGACGUUGACGGGAAGAAACGUCCCCGCGGAAGUUAACCGGGCGAUUCUCGGUCGGAUGGAUUUUUUCGCGCCUACUCUUCGUGAACUGUCACGUAGUACGUGCCUUGGUCGUCCGCGGGAUUCGCGUUCGCCGUUUCGUCCGUCGCGCGGAGACGACGCGCGAUUCUCUCCCUCGUCGGUGGACACGUCGCGCGACGCCGCCGUUUAAAAAUACAACGCGUAGAUAUCGAGUGACGAGAUUAUUUAUCCGGCAGCGAUCAAGUCCGCGCGCGAUGUUUAUGUUCCCGCGGGGGGCGGGCGGGAGAGAGCGGAGAAGCCGUGCGAGUUGAUCGAAAUUCUUUGUUUUGCGGCACUACCUUGUUGAGCAUUUAAUGUAACAAGAUAAUCGGUCACAGUGGGAUUGUCUAACGGCGCGUCACCGACUUGCAUCGUGUCUUUGUGGCUACAAUCGUUGAAAUUGUUAAACCGUGACUUCAGUUCUAUCGCGGAAAGAAAGAGAAGAAAAACGACGUUGCUUGUUUACUCGGUCUGGCCGUUUUCCCCACACUUGACAAGCCAUGUCAUCAGGAGCAGGAUCUAGUGGGACUGGACGAGGACGAGGUUCUUCCUUGGCAGACAAUAAACCAGAAAGUAAGGAAGCCAAGCCAAAUCCAAAGAUGUCGAAAGCUUUAGGAACUUCCGCUAAAAGGAUACAAAAGGAAUUGGCAGAAAUUACUCUAGAUCCACCUCCUAACUGCAGUGCAGGGCCAAAAGGUGAUAACCUGUAUGAAUGGGUUUCUACCAUAUUAGGUCCACCAGGUUCAGUUUACGAGGGUGGUGUCUUCUUUCUUGAUAUACAUUUUUCACCGGAAUAUCCUUUUAAACCUCCUAAGGUUACAUUCCGAACACGUAUCUACCAUUGCAAUAUAAAUAGUCAAGGUGUUAUCUGCCUGGACAUAUUGAAGGAUAAUUGGUCACCUGCGUUAACGAUCUCAAAAGUUUUACUGUCAAUAUGUUCCCUCUUAACAGACUGCAAUCCAGCUGAUCCAUUGGUGGGUAGUAUAGCUACGCAAUAUCUACAAAAUAGAGAAGAACACGACCGCAUAGCACGGCUUUGGACCAAACGUUAUGCCACAUGAGCAUGUUCUUAUCUUCAUACUAAACUCCUAUUAGUCUCAUGCCAAGUUACGAUCCGCUGCUGCUCUCAUACAAUUUGUCUCAUAUACAUAGCCUGUAUACAUCUCUAUCUAUGAUCACCGUUGGUCGGGUGAAAAGAAACACAAGUGAGCACACAAAGAACGUUUGAGAACAACUCAAACAACAUGAUUGUGAUGUGCUUUUAUGUUGAGUAUGUAACUGUGCCUAAGAUGAAUGAAUGUGCGUGCAAGUGUGUUCAAAACAGUGCGUUAGGGCAUGGCGAGACCAGGAGUUUUUUUCACUUAAAAGUUACAAUGAGAUAGUAUUUAAAUGGAUCGUAUUGUGUAUCAACAAUACUACCCGAAUGCUGCUAAUGUUUCUAGAAUAGGUGGUAACAUGAACAAUAUUGAUAAUCUAAAUUGUAAGUAACUGAUAGGUACACAUAGACGUUAAGAUAAUGAACAUAGAGGCCCGUUUCUCCAUAAUCGAACUCCCAUAUUUUUAUAUUGAAUUGUCUUAAAUUUAAAUUAUUAUGUUCAUACACGUAUCUUGCGCCCGAACUGUAGAUUAGCAACAUGUAACUAUAAUUUAACCGAUAUAAAACUACAUGCAUACGAUUUUGUGUUCAUAAUACGAUUGUGAAAAUUUCACUGCGUGGAUGCUCGAUAUUUGCGCUGACGGACGCAAUCUGACUGUUUGGGCCCAUCCGGGAAAAAAAUAUAUUGUAAUUGUAAAUAAAUAUUAUUUCCUGUACAUUCAGGCUGGUGAAACAUACGAGAAACUUGUAACUUUAACCUGAAUUUAUAUUCUGUCUACACACACACACACACACAGUGCAUACGUGUGUGGUGCGCGUAUGUGUGUUGUGCGUGUGUGUAUGUGUGCGCGCGCGCGCGCAUAUGUAAAAAUUAAAACGUUAUUAACGAUUGCACCAAUAGAGCCCUAACUUACUGAUUUUGUUUAACGAAUUUCUCUCAACCCUUUUUAGAUCAUAUUAGUUUUAAGUUCAUAAUAUAAUUAGCAAAAAAAAAAGAAAUAUAACGUUUGACACGUCGAGCGAUGUUGGUGCAAUCUACGCGUCCUUAGACCUUCCGUAUUAUUUAAUUGUACCUUAGAGAAUACUUACAUAUCAAUUUUGUUGCAUAUUCGAGACUCGAAAGUCCCAUAGCGUACUAUAUAUAUCUCCGUUGUCUUUCUCAUAAAUCAGACGUAUAUCGGAUGUCUUUGAGUGAUUCCUCUCUGUGGUUCUUUUAUAUCGCGUAACAAUUACGGGCAAGGUGAGCGAAAUCACUUUGUACAUAUCUGUUUUAAAACAUAGGUAGUCGCUUAAAGAUAUCGGCUAAGUGUAAUUAUAGUUUAUAUGAAAAUAGUGAAGCGCGCGCGCUAUGGUGAAAAGUUUGCUUGACGACCAUCGAUAUUGUACAGUUUAUUGUGUAAAGAGUAAGGCGCUGUGCUUUACAUCCUUUUUUUCGUGCUAAAUUCGUGAGAUGUAAAUAUCGCGUGAAAUGCACACGUAAGAAUCUAAGAAUGCGCGACUCGCGUAAGUUCCUAUAAUGAAAAAUUAAAAAUUCCCAACUUUUUUUUCGUCUUUCAUUCAGUCGACAGAACUCUUGACUGUUCGUGUUCUGUGAGUCGGUAUGCAGUUUUAACUUUGUGGGUCGGGGCGGGAGUUGUGUUUAUUAUCGGACCCCCUGUCUCGAAAUUGUAAAUAGAUUAUUAUACAUAAAUGCAUAUACACAAUGCCGACGUGCAUCCGAAAAUUACCAGAACAUUAAGGAAAUAUAAUGGAUCUCGUUAUUUCUAAAUGUCGUGUAUACAUUAGAUAAACAUAGACAUGCUGAAAAUAAGAGUACGCUCUGUCGUUGAACCCGGUCGUAAGAUUGCAAGGCACAUUGCGCUCUCUUGUAAAAAAAAUACAAAAAAAA